GGCGCUCCGAGAGAGACACUCUCACUAUGCUGGAGUGGAGAGAGUCUCAAGCAGCCAUGGGAGUAGUUCACGUAAGCAACUUUCAAGAGUUGCCACAUUGAACAAAAGACUUUUUCUUUUGUUCCCAUCUCCUUCACUCAGGGGAACCGUGCCUGCUUUUGAUCGUGUCAAUUUACGCAGGAUGUUAUUACUGACGAGACUCGGAAAACCGGGUGUGGAGAGCAUAAAGUGUCUCUGAUGAGAACCAUCUCCUUCUAUCCGCCACACAAAGGGAACCACGGAACAAGUUCUUUUCGCCCCCCCACGCACACACGCCAUCGUUUUCUCUUUUGGAUGUCAUAGUGGGGGGGUUCUUUGAAAGACAUCAUGGAUCACUUUGCAGCGGAGUGCCUUGUCUCCAUGUCCAGCCGCGCGGUCGUCCACGCUCCGAGGGGCAACAACCGGGAGAUGAAGCCGGAUAACCCGUCGCUUUCACCCCGCGGGAACCCGGAGGACGCCAAAGAAGCCGUGGUGAAGGACAACUCCUCCCUGUACGUGGUGGCCAGGAUCCUGGCGGAUUUUAACCAGCAGACUCCCAACGGCGAGCAAGCGAGGAGCCAGGCCGGCCUGACGGAGGAUGCGAACUGUGCCACACCUACCAUCACCAUCUCGGAUCAAUCUCUCAAACAAAGGGGCAAAAGAUCGAGGGGUCGCAACGAGCCGGAAUCCCCGCAGAAAAAGCACAAAUGCCACUAUUCGGGGUGCGAAAAAGUUUACGGCAAAUCGUCGCACCUCAAGGCGCACUUGAGGACGCACACAGGAGAGCGUCCGUUCCCUUGCACCUGGCCCGACUGCAGUAAGAAGUUCGCCCGCUCCGACGAGCUGGCCCGCCACUACCGUACCCACACGGGCGAAAAGAAGUUCGGCUGUCCUCUCUGCGACAAACGCUUCAUGCGAAGCGACCACCUGAUGAAGCAUGCUCGACGCCACUCGGAUUUCCAGCCCGGCAUGCUCAAGAGGCCCCACGCGGCGGUCGGGGUCAGCGGGCCGGUCCAUGCGGCGCGUCCCGGCUCCCUCAGCGACUACAGCCGCUCAGAUGCUUCUAGCCCCACCCUCAGCCCCGCCCUCAGCCCCGCCCUAAGCCCUGCCAACUCGCCUUAAACUGAACAUCGCACUUUGGGAAAGGCGUGUGUUCUCGUCAUGAUAACACUUGUGUUGUUGCACACGUCAGCGGCUACCCCCUUCUUUGCUAAAUCCUACGCUUGCUGUGGUGUACCAUACUGUACAGAACUGCUUAUUGUAGUGCAAUGACUUGCGUGAUCCUAUAAGAAGGUAAAGCCUUUCCCAGAUGGUAAUAUUUACAUUCUCGACCAUAUGUUUCGACUUUUCUUCUGAGCGCGCUUGGUCUCUGUACAACAAUCAAACACGAAGAAAGACAACAAACGCCCUGAUGAGUCUUAUCAAAAAAUGUUUGUCUUUCAUUGUUUUUUGUUUUUUUUUUUGCUUUCUGUAAAACGGGUGAUGAGAAAGGGUACACACACACACACACAUGCUCUAAAUAACACACCUCAGGCUUGAAGACAGUUUCUUUAACACCAGGAUACUUGGCACCAACUGCACAAUAUACUCAUCACUUUACUCUGAAGUUCAACCACAGGUUGAAUUUUUUGCCCUUCUCAGGGAUGGCCUUGUUAGCUUGAACGAGGGGAGAGAAACAGUCAGUCCUCACAUAUACAUACACAGUAUGUCAUAUAUCAGCCUUACACUCAACACACUAUUGCACUCUUUCUUUUACAACAUCACUUCCUUGAAUUUACUCAUUGUCUGCCGCCGAUUAGACGUCCAAUUCAUUUGAACCGCUGCCAGCCUCUUUCAGUUCAAAAUACACAUAAUUUCAAAGCUAUCAGCAUCCACAGAAUUGGGUUGUAAAGAUACUUUUGAAAGCAGCUGUUUAAAUAAAAAUGGACACAAAUAAGCUACAAUGUGGACCACACUGGAAUAGCUGAGGCCCAGGGAUAAUUUUAAAACCGCAAACAUUGUAGAAAAUAAACAUCAGGAACACUAAUAUGUCACUCGUCUGGCUCUACCUGUCCUGUCGAGACAUCAAGUCUCAUCUGAAUGCUUUUUGUCGCUGUCAUUUUUAAGAGAGCUGGGGGGUAAACUGAGUGCAAAGUGUUGGUAGAGCUAUCUGUGACGUUCAGACGGGAGAAGGCGCAUCCUGAUAAAACAAGACAGGUUUAUCAGAAUUUGAGAUGAGGACACCCUCGUUUCCUGCUUACGCAAGCCAGCUCCCCAACCCGGGGUGGGGGGUGGGGGGUGGGGGUUUAGUACUACCUAGAAAAAGUUAACACUUAAGACCUUUAACCCUUUUUAUAGAGCGAGUGAAUAUUUUUGAUCAUGAGAAAAAACAAUUAGAACACUUAAGACCUUUCAUCCUAUAUAGGGCAUGUGACUAUUUUUGUCAUUAUUUUUUUCGUUGUCAUAUUAGCACUUAUUAAUAUGAUUUAAAAAAAAAAAAAAAAAAGAUUAUUAAACAGUAUUGUAUUUUUAAUAUAGUUUUCUAUGAUUAUAAAUACAUUUAAAAACAAAAAUACAUUUCAUUAAAAAAAAAAAACGAAAUAAACACUGUUUACUGCCCCAACUAACACUCUAAAAUUGAUUUUUGAUCUCAUUGGAUGCUAAUGAUGGCAAUCGACGUCCAAUUCAUUGAAACCAGAAUGACUGGCUGCGAAUGCUUGCGUUUGAGUGCCAUUAAUGGCGCUAGACCCAUUUUGACCCCUUCCAGUCAAUAUGGAUUGGACGUCUAGUGAUGUCAGUUGCAGCCAGUGAGUUAACAGUGCCCUGUAAGGGUAAAUAAAAUAAAAUAAAAUAAAAUCAUAAAUCGUGUGUGAAAUUGUUACAGGGACAGACAACACUUAGUAUAAAAUACCUUUAAGUGAAAUGCUAUUUCUCAAACUAUUUUAGUUUUCAAUGCAAAAAAAUGACCACAAUUUUUGGCGCAGGCAUUUUGUGAUGUCAGUUACUAUUCACCAGUGUUGUUAAUCUAACUUUUAAAAAAGUAAUUAAAUACAGUUAAGAAUUACUUCUCCCAAAAGGUAAUUGAGUUAGUAACUCAGUUACCUGAAUGUAAGAGUGACUAGGUACUUGGCAAAGUAAAUGGUUUUACUUUUAAUGUUUUUUUUUUUUUUUUUUCCCAUUAAAAAAAAAAAAAAAAACAUAGGUCACACUAUGUGAAGCUCAAAGGGUUUUUGGGACAGUCAACCUAGCCCAAUUCUUUACCCUAAACUUAAUUAGACACAGGGGUAUUGUGGAUAUUGCGAUAACUAGACAGUAACCUUUGCUAUGUUUGGAUGUAAUUUAAUGUUGUGAAUCAACCGUUAAAGUUGUUAAAAUUGAUCUCGUUAUUGCAUUAGUUCCCUUCUGUCUACUUUCGACAUGUGAAAGUUUUAAAACUGUUUCAUCAUUUAAAGAUAGAUUCAAGUCAAGAUUUUGCCGAUUGAGUAUUUUAGAAAAAAAGUUACUUAGGUUCACUAGGAAGGUUCUCUACAACAGAGCCUUUCUAAGAAGUCUACUGCUUCAAGAUGGCGGCUGUUUAUCAACGCCGGCAAGUCUGCCAUUCGCAUCUAGUUCAUAUAAAUGUGAUAUCUAGCGUAGCAUCAUGUGGGCGUAGUUUGUAGGCUGUUGGUUACUGUCAGGCAUUAUUGGCGCCACCUAGCCUAGCAUCGCGUGUGCAACGGUGUCACAACUAUCUCUUUCACACUCCUGCUCUUCUCUCUCCGUGUCUCGACUUUUCUCGAAUCAUUCAACCAAUGUAGUAACGCAAAGUAACACAGUAACGGUAACAGCGUUGCAAAGAUGAGAAAAGUAAUUAAGUAGAUUACUCACUACUGAAAAAAAUAACGUCGUUAGUAACGCCGUAAUACUCUAACGCCGUUAUUAACAACACUGCUACUCACGCACAUACACAAUAGAGGUGUGCGAAAUUUCCGAUUCUUAGCUUAUUCGCGAUUCGGCCAUGGAAGAUUCAAGAACGAUUCACAAACAUCCAAAUUCAGAUUAUUGAAAUAUUCCAAGUAAAGCGGAACUAAAACACAGUCAGCGUGGUCUUCGGGACGCAAUGAGGAACGGACUGAGAGUAAACAUCAUGACACGGUAGAUAUCACAUGUAUAAAGAACUAGAUGCGAAAUGACAGAUUCGCCGGUGUUAGUAACCAGCCGCCAUCUUAAAGCAGUAGACUUCUCUGGAAGUAGCAAACCUUCCGAGCUAACCUAAUUAACUUUUUAUCUAAAAUCGGCAAAAUCUUGAAUCUUUCUUUAAAUGAUGAAACUGUUUUUAAACUUUCACAUGUUGAAAGUAGACAGAUGGGAAAUUAUGGAAUAACUGGAGCAGUUUUAACUUUAAUGGUUGAUUCACAACAAUUAAUUAAAUGUAGUUUAAAGCUGCUGAUACAGAAUGGGGACUUGAGUAUUUUAUUUACUGUUUUGAAAUGUUAAGUUGAUACUGAAAUAGUAGUUUAUUUAAGCCUGAGAGGAUUUUUGUACAAAUUUGGAACUAAUGUACGAAACAUUGAAAGCAGCUAAUAGCUUGGGGCGGGGCCAUCAAUAAUCGAUUAUCGAAUUGUACCCUCUGAAUCAUUAUCGAAUUGUUAGGUGCCCCAAGAUUCCCUACUCUUAAUUUCAGAUGAAUGUAAUUUAACCAUGACUUUUAAAUACGUUUCCAAUUGUUUAAUGUUUCAGUACUUUUGGUCAAAUUUGUGAAACAUUGACCAACUGAACAUCAAAUUCACUAGAGAGGUUAAAAUAGGUUUUAGAGUUGAUCCCAAAAUUUCAGGCUGAUUUACAGUAGUAUGCUAGUCUUAAAAUCUUAAAACAUCCCAUUAACUUAAUUCUCAGGCAAACUGAUUGAAAAUUGAUCGCUGCCAACAGUUCCAAGCUUUAUUAAACAGCUGCUUUCCAACCUCUUUGACCACAAGGAAGUCGUCAUGCAAAAACAAAAGAAAGAACCGUACACCGCUUAUUCCAACCGGUACAGUGUGCUUCAUAGUUGCUUAGAAAUCCAGCCAUCCGCAUCACUUUGAUCCCAUCGCAUCCACCCAGACUGUUGCCAUGGCGAGUGGCGCGUUCUCGCUUCACCCCUCUCCCCCGGCCGGCGCCACGCGCAUGUUAACAACUAUGGCAGGUGUACGUCCAUGAAUGGUGGGCCUUGUCCCCGCCGCCUCCGCCCUGGCAGCCAUUUUUCUUUUCAAAGAAGCAGCUCUGUCACAUCCCCCUCAAGACAAAGCAACCCUUAGAUACAACACAGCCUUGAACAAAACUGAGCUUUUUUAGCGGCAGGAUGCUUUCUUGAUCCAUAAACGGCACAAUUACCUCAGGUUUCAUGAGAUGUUCAUGGGUGUUACGAAUUACUUGUUCUCACUGCUGGUCAGUGCAAUUGAACACCCUCUCUUACGUCUUCACAUUUGGGCACCCCAAGGCUGAAAUAACUCAACCCCUUAAUAGAUGUCGUCGCCAAUCUUUUCAUCCUAUCCAUCCAUACGCUCACUGUACCGAAACUACUUGAACAAUUCCACACAAGGCCAUCGAACACCAUUUUGUACAUUUUUACUGUUUUUAUGACAAAUAAUAUACGUUUUUGGAUGGGUGGAUUUGUCGUUUUCUUUGUAACAUUCGCUUUCAUUGAUUGUGAUAGACGUCAAAUAUCCGACGUCUAGCGCCCUCAAUGGCAGCCCAUGAAAGUUUCCGGCAUCUUCGGGUCAUUGAUGGUUAAAGUUUUGUUGUUAAAAAAACAGCCA
Molecule: messenger RNA, 5771 nt
Organism: Corythoichthys intestinalis (scribbled pipefish)
Lineage: Eukaryota; Metazoa; Chordata; Actinopteri; Syngnathiformes; Syngnathidae
Gene: klf13
Product: Kruppel like factor 13
Exons: 2
Coding region: 367-1140 (257 amino acids)
Biological process (GO): regulation of transcription by RNA polymerase II
Molecular function (GO): DNA-binding transcription factor activity, RNA polymerase II-specific; RNA polymerase II cis-regulatory region sequence-specific DNA binding
Source: RefSeq, a predicted model, not a curated record